Messenger RNA from Lachancea mirantina, 1173 nucleotides. The record is from the annotation of a GenBank genome assembly. NCBI's taxonomy places the organism in Eukaryota, Fungi, Ascomycota, Saccharomycetes, Saccharomycetales, Saccharomycetaceae.
AUGAGUCCCAAGCUGAGAAUUGCGGUACAAGGGUGUGCACAUGGUGAAUUGGGUCAAAUUUAUGAGUCGUUAAAUCGUUUUUCCCGAGGUCAAUUACCUGACCUUUUGAUUAUUUUAGGUGAUUUCCAAUCGCUGCGAAGCGAUGAGGACCUAAACUCGAUAUCGGUGCCCAAGAAAUACGCCAAAUUGGGUGAUUUCCCGGCGUAUUUCCGUGGUGAGAAAGAGGUACCUUUGCCCACUAUUUUUAUUGGUGGGAACCAUGAAUGUAUGCAAUAUUUGAUGGAGCUACCGUUUGGAGGAUAUGUGGCCAAGAAUAUCUAUUACAUGGGAUUCAGCGGAGCCAUUGUUGUCCAAGGAAUAAGGAUCUCUGGCCUCAGUGGGAUCUUCAAGCGUCAUGAUUUUUAUCGUUCCAGACCGUCGAUGUCGCAGAUUGAGGCCGACGGCUGGCAAACACAUGUUAAAUCGCUCUAUCAUGUGCGCGAAUCGGACAUGAUACCACUGUUCAUGCAAUCUCGUAUUGACGUGAUGCUCAGUCAUGAUUGGCCCGUUGGAGCAGCAAGAGCGGGCAAUUUGAAGCUACUUUUGUCCAAAAAGCCCUUUUUCCGUCAAGACGUCGAAAAUGGGAAAUUGGGUAACCCAUUUAGUUGGCAAUUGCUCAAAUUGCAGUUUCCUGCUUGGUGGCUAAGUGCGCAUUUGCAUGUAUACUACAAGGCUACAAUUUCUGAUAACAAGCGGUCUCGAGACGAUAACCACGCGAAUCCUGAUGAAAUUAGUCUUGAUCUGGAUGACGAGCCAGAAGACAGUGUUCCUAGCGAAAAGUGCGAACCGCCUCGGCGCACGAAUUUCCUUGCCUUAGAUAAAUGCGGGAAGGGACGCAGACACAUGGAAAUUAUAGAAGUUGAAAUGGAUUUGAAGCAUCCUACUUACAACAGCGACCGAAUUGAUAUUUAUAUCGAUCCAGAAUUCGUCUCUUCUGUGCGAUACUUGCAAUCUAACCCACCCAAUAGGGGUUUAGGCGACCUUGAUGUCGUCAAGCUGCUUCAGAAUAGGCCACCGAUGAGCAAUGUCGACUGGAGUGUGUUCGCAACAAAACCCAUGAAUGGACAAUCAGCAGAGGAGCAAACUCGCCAAUUGGGCUCUCUUUACAAGGUAAAUAAGGACGUGAAUGUAUAA